Molecule: messenger RNA, 1863 nt
Organism: Cylindrotheca closterium
Lineage: Eukaryota; Bacillariophyta; Bacillariophyceae; Bacillariales; Bacillariaceae
Source: the annotation of a GenBank genome assembly
AUGACCGUGUUUCAACAGAAGGAAUACACGCAGAUGUUGGUAUCGAAUGCCAGUUUGUCUUUGGGAUCAUUGGAUCUUGAAGAAGAGUCCUCCGUGGAAUCCAGUGACGAUGAAGAGAGAGCGUCUCGGCAAAGGGCUUUGCUCGAUGCCAAGCUUUCCAAGACCUUCAGCACCAUAGCGGAGAUAAAGAAGAGACGGACAUGUUCCAUCGAUGAAGGACCGCCUGGAUUGCUAGCAGAGAGCAACCACUCUAAUGCUGAUUAUGUACGGCGCAGAGCUUCCAGGGAACAAAGAAAGAGAUCAUCGGGACUAUCCGCAUCUGAGCACUGUCCAGCUGCAAAGGAGCGAAAGGAGGAGACCCCUGAUCUUUCACUUACUGUCCAUGGUCCAACACCGCCAACACCACGCACUCGUAUUAAUCGCAACAGCGACCUCGACCUCGACUCGUUGCGGACAGUGAAUCUGGAUCCUUUGAAAGCAGCAGAUAUCAGACGAAGACGAAAUUCCCUAAGCAAUGAACCCUCCGCUGAAGACAAGCGUCGAGCACGCUUACUUGUCAAUCAUCAUCGAAGACGAAGUUUAGCUGGUGGUACGGUUGAUGGAGAGGGACAGCAAGAGCGCAACUCUAGAGAACUUGUUGGAGAGAAGGCCGAAACGAGAUCAAGACUACAGAAACGAGCCAAUUCGAAGAGAACACUUUCCAACGAUAGUGAUGCCUUUGGUUUCGUCGAUGAAUCUUCUGAAGCAAAACAAAUGAUGGAUAGAACUAGCUCAUCGAAAAGGCUUUCGGGCGGUAGCGCCUCUGGCCCUAAAGUACCCGAAUCGAUUGAGCAUAGAGAUUUUGUACGGAGAAGUGGCUCGAGACGAACCCUUUCAAACGAUAGUGACACUAUUGGAUUCCACAAAGAAUCGCCUGGCCCGAGAGUGAGGGUGCAGAGAAGCAGCGUCAGGAGGAAGCUUUCUAUCGAACUUGGACCAAUUCGGGCUGACCCAUCACCCUGUGUCCGAAAGCAAAAGAUUGCUUCUUCACUAGUGUUGUCGGAACUUGGUGUUUCCCGUCGUGAUAGUGGAUCCAAUGGACUGAGUGCUGCUAAUCGACGGAGGGAUUGUGCCCGUUAUAAGAGUUUCCGUUUGUCAGGGAACUCGAACGAAACUUGGGAUCAGUCUCCACCUGACAAAAAAAACUUCACAUGGACCUGGAGGAACGAUGAAACGGAACCCACGCUUAGACGGUCCAAUACAUCGAACACCUCUCCAUCUCAAAUUCGAAGUGCUGUGAGCAGUAUUUUGAGAGCAGAGUCUUUCACCUCGCCACCGCAAAAUGCAAAAAAUUCCAGACGCUUGUCCAUGCCAUCAGGUUCAGACCUUAGCCGAACGGAUCAUCCAAUGUCCUCUUCGAAAUUGUCACAACGUAACAAGCAACCAAAGAAAUCCCCAACGAGAACUUCCAAGUUUGCAGACUCUUUGCUAUCCCCUGCAGCACGUAGAAGAACUACUACACGCUCCAAAGAGACGAUAGGUCUUCCAGGCGGAAGAACUCAAUCAUUAACCAACCUUCCCCUUGCCAUCACCGACUCCAAAACCAAAUCCAAUCGAAAGAAGGGCAGAAGCUCUGCCAAUCUACGGCGGCAAGCAUCCAGUAAGACGACUAGAAUCUCACCUUUGGAAACAAACUGCUUCGAGACAUCGGGUGGCGUAGUCAACAAGAAUUGCAUUGGAGCCAUUGCCAUGGUUCUGAAACAAAGCAAUGAGGCAAAAGAAGAGUUGGAAUUCCAAAAGGAAGAAGAGCGUGAAGCCAAGCGAUCCCAUGUUCGGGCGAGAAGGCGUCAGCUCAGUGUCGAAUCGCCUGCAGCGAGGAUGUAG